CAACAAACUACUGAGGGCCCCUUCAAGUCGGCGUCUGGCCAUGACGUUGGCUCGGCUCGUAUGGAGCAACCGGUAAGGAUAGUCCCGAGUCCUCAUGUCAUCAAGGCAACCGGAGAUGUUGAAAAGCCCACAGUGAGCGUCCGGCCGGCCGACGAUUCGUUUGAUGACGACGACGGCCCAUCAAACCGAAAAGAGGAUCCAGUUGCCUAUGAUUCUUUUGACGAUGACGACGGCAAAUUGGACCAAAAAGAGAAUGAAGGCGGGUGGCGAUUUCCAACCUCCGCUGGCGAG
Molecule: messenger RNA, 291 nt
Organism: Mesorhabditis spiculigera
Lineage: Eukaryota; Metazoa; Nematoda; Chromadorea; Rhabditida; Rhabditidae
Source: the annotation of a GenBank genome assembly